AUGAACAAACAGCAAUUGCUAUUGAAGGGUAUAGAGAGAAAGAGGGAAAAGGAAAAGGAAAGACAAGCCCAAAAACCCAACAAACCCUUGGCUUUUAUAAUGACAGUGAUCCACGAAUACCCCGAGACUAGUGCAUUGGCCUCUGCUUUUGGCCAAUUCGUCAUCGACGAACAGAACAAAGCAUUGAAAAACCACGACGAGUUUUUGGUCGCCAUCAGCGGUGGCUCAUUGAUCAACGUCAUGCGCAAGGCCCUUGUCGACAAUGAAACCAUUGCCUCCCAAAUCCAAUGGCCCAAAUGGCACGUCUACUUUAGCGACGAACGUUUGGUUCCCUUGGACCAUGCUGACAGUAAUUACGGUGCCUUCAAAAAAGCCGUUUUGGACGAAUUGACGCACAAACAGAUCGCAGGCCCCACCGUGUACACCAUUAACGAGUCACUAGUGCAAGAAGGCGGUUCCGAAAACGAAAAGAUAGCCCAAGAGUACGAACUUUUGCUUCCAUCGAAGCGUCCCUUCGAUUUAAUCCUUUUGGGCUGCGGACCAGACGGCCACACCUGCUCGCUAUUCCCGGGCCCCAAACACGCCUACUUGCUCGAAGAGACUCACCGUAAAGUUAUGUGGUGCCAUGACUCCCCCAAACCCCCAAGCGACAGAAUCACCAUCACCCUUCCAGUCGUCUUGGCAAGUGAAACGGUUGCCUUUGUUGCUGAAGGUAGCGCAAAGAAACCUAUAAUGGACGAAAUAUUCAAUACUGUCAACAAGACCUUACCAUGCACCUUGGUGAACCUACGUCGUUCCGACCCAAGCGCCGGCGAUACUACCCCCGAUAAUGCCGCUACCCAUUGGUUUGUCAGUUCGGAUGCUAUCGCAGGGCUUCGCAUUGAGACCGCUGCAUACUAA
Molecule: messenger RNA, 900 nt
Organism: Kluyveromyces marxianus DMKU3-1042
Lineage: Eukaryota; Fungi; Ascomycota; Saccharomycetes; Saccharomycetales; Saccharomycetaceae
Gene: SOL3
Product: 6-phosphogluconolactonase
Exons: 1
Coding region: 1-900 (299 amino acids)
Biological process (GO): pentose-phosphate shunt; carbohydrate metabolic process
Molecular function (GO): 6-phosphogluconolactonase activity
Source: RefSeq, a predicted model, not a curated record